Solea senegalensis (Senegalese sole) is the source of this 2934-nucleotide messenger RNA. It is a transcript of the gene bmp16, whose product is annotated as bone morphogenetic protein 16. The transcript has 3 exons. Gene Ontology annotation, molecular function: cytokine activity; growth factor activity. The coding region runs from base 247 to 1683 and encodes 478 amino acids. The record is from RefSeq and is a predicted model, not a curated record. Gene Ontology annotation, biological process: SMAD protein signal transduction; BMP signaling pathway. Gene Ontology annotation, cellular component: extracellular region. NCBI's taxonomy places the organism in Eukaryota, Metazoa, Chordata, Actinopteri, Pleuronectiformes, Soleidae.
GGGAGCAGAGAGGAGAGAAAAUCAUGGAGAGAACAGCUUUACCUACUGUUCAUUUACACUGGAGAGACAGACAGUGGCUGCUCUGAGACAGGUGAAAAAAAGAGAGAGAAACCAAGAAAGAAAAAGAAAGAAAUAGUCCACUGUGUCCAUUCUGUCCAAAGGAGCGAGAGCCGAGGGAUCGUAACACUGGAGCUCAAGGAUAAACCAUGGACUCUGCAUACAUCCCAUCACACCUGGACGUCCACCAUGUUCCCUGCUAACCUCCUGCUCCUCAUGGUCCUGCUGCUACCUCAAGCCUCGUCUGGUCGCCAAGGUGGAGACACCAGCGAGAUCAACCAUGGCAGAGUAUCCCCCACAUCUUCCUCCUUGUCGCAGGCACCGGCCGCUGCUUCACUGCUGGAUCCAAGUCUGGCUCAGACCAUCCAGAGUCUCCUCCUGAGCCGACUGGGCCUGCAGUCACAGCCUGACCCUCGGCCCGGAGUGCCAGUGCCUCGGUAUCUCCUGGAUCUUUACCGCUUCCACCAGCAACAGUACCAUCUAUUAGAAGACCCUUCAUUUAGUUUCCCAAGCCAGCACAUUCAGCAGGCCAACACUGUACGCAGCUUUCACCACAGUGAGCAUCUUGGAGACAGGCCCAUACCAGAUGAUCACAAGAGGGUUCACAUUUUCUUCAAUAUUUCCUCCAUCCCUCAGGAUGAGAGAGUGCUCUCCGCUGAGCUUCGCCUCCUCCGCAGUAAUAGAGCCUCCCUGAGCCCCGAGCCCCACAGAAUAAACCUAUACCUCUCUGAGCACCAUGAGGACCCAAAGCCAACUCUUAUGGAGACAAGGUUGCUCACCUCUGGCCUCCAUAGCCAUAAAGAAAGUGAUUUCUGGGAGGCGUUUACCUUAAGUGCAGAGCUCCUCCAUGAGGCCCUUGCUAGGAGUGGUAGCCUUGGCUUUCUGCUGGAGGUCCAACCUGAGAACAGUACCUCCUUACCGCUUGACCAGAACCUCUCCUCUGCUGCCAGUGAGGAGGAGGCAGAGAAACACAAAGAGGGUCACUUGAGGGUAUGCAGGUCUGUUGAUCAGGAUGAGCAUAGCUGGGCUCAGGAGAGACCACUCUUGGUGACUUACAGCCACGAUGGGCGUGGAGAACCUUUAGUCAAACAUGGCAGGAGGACCUCAAGUGGUGGCCAGAGGAUGAGAGGGAGAAAUGGGACAAAAGAGAAACCUAGGAGCAGAAGCAAGGGCCACAGUAGGGACCAGUCCUGGUUGAGGGCUAAAAAGACAGCACCAGGUUGGGGGAGUAAUAAAGAUGGGGUGGUUUGGAGCGACAAAGGAAGGGUGAAAAGGAACGGCGGCCGUGCUGCGAAACUGAAGCGCCUUUCCCGCAAUAGAUGCCGCCGUCAUCCUUUAUAUGUAGAUUUCAACGAUGUGGGCUGGCACAAGUGGAUCAUUGCGCCCAGCGGUUAUGAUGCCUUCUUCUGCCUGGGAGAGUGUCGCUUCCCUCUGGCCGACCACAUGAACUCCUCAAGCCACGCCAUGGUGCAAACUCUGGUGAACUCGGUGAAUGGAGCGGUGCCUCGGGCCUGCUGCGUCCCCACCUCCCUCAGUGCCAUUGCCCUGCUCUACUUGGACCCUCAAGACCGAGUGGUGCUGAAGAAUUACCAGGACAUGGUGGUGGAGGGCUGUGGCUGCCGGUAGUGACCUAUAGAGGUUUGCAUUGAAGGCAGAAGAAGGUAAAAGAAUAGACUGUGUAAGAAACAGCCUCAAAGACUGGUAGAGAUAAAUGUAGCAGCAUGAGAAGAAUGAGAGGAGAGGAGGGAGCUAAAGGAAUGGGUAAAUCAGCUAAAUCUGUUGCAGGAAAAACUGUCAAUGAAAAGAGAAAAGAAAAAGAGUGUAGCAUGACCUGCUACACAAUGAUGACACAAUAAGGCAGAGGAAGAAUUGCGAGCAGAAAUAUAAUCAAUGCAAGUAAACUGCCAGGAAUGACCUUAGACUUAAUUCAAUUUCCCAUUUAGCAAUGAAACAGCUGCGUGCACCAUCAUGUGAGAGGCUACACGUUCCUCCAUGAGAAGCUUUGACAUCACAAGGUGUCUAUUCUGUAUCUAAGUGUUUGUUACUCAUAUCACUCUCACGUCACUCUCUGAGGUGAACUGUGUUUAGCUUUCAUGGAGGGCAAGCAUAAUUGUAGGCAGUUGGAGUUGGCAGGUGAGGACAUGAAUUUUAAGCUCUGAGGCAGAGUUUAGACAAUUGUGUGUCUUUCUGAUGGACUUACUGAUGAACAACAGCAUCAGCAAUACAUCAAUGGCACCAGCAUGGAACCUGAACUUUGUGUGACAGUGUUGUUUCUGCAGAAUUUGAACGGAGAAGUAAGGCGCAUCUGUUUUUGUGAACAUUAGCAUUAAAGGCAAACUCAACCCUUACACACUCCUGCAUCACAAGCUAUUUAAAACCACAACAAUAAUGGUGAGGAACUAUUAUGCUAUUGUUUGAAUGUACUACUAUUACUAUUAUUUAAAAAAAAAAAGAAAAGAGAGACUUUUUUGUACAUUUCCUUUGCAGACGUGAGGAAAACCCAUGUGACGGUCGUCUUGUGAUUAUACAUAAUUCAUGACCAUGAAUGGCAAUUCUAACUUAAAAGACACAAUAUGUAUUUAAAUAGCAAUAGCAAUAUGGUGUAUUUAAUCUUGAAAAUAUUUAAGAUACCUGCACUCAACAAAGCAUUCAGAAAACUGAAAGACGACAGUGGACAUGAAGUAAGUUACGGUAGCUUUGCAUCUGUUCAGCGUGUUGAAGUAACACGGGCUGUUACUUCAACGUCACACCUUAUCAAUGCACACAUUUUGGUGUCCAACACAUGAUAGCAGACAUGAUGGUGUUGCCAUUAAAAAAAAAAGCUCAACUAACAAGCCAAUUGGAAGCUCUGUGUAUCGUAGCUACUGAAGUGUGUAA